AUAAAGCGGCAUUCUGGGUAACGUAUGUCGCGUCCCCGUCCGCUUCUCCUUGCAUCACUCUCGUUCAUCAUCGCGCGACAUUGUGCGACGUUAUGUGAUUCGUGACAACAGACGAGGGCCGAGCGUGAGAGAACGUGGUGUGUGGGGAGAGCGAGCGAGCGAGCGAGCGCGCAGUGAGCGGAGUACGCGGAUCGGCGAGCGUUUAGUCCCGAUCGAGAUUUCUAUUAAAACGUUUCACGUUCCGAUUCCCCUUCAAUCCCACUUCUCGCCCCGUUGGCUAGGAACGUUAGGCUGCCGAGGAGCGGAUCGUGAGUAUACGGGGCCGCCGAGAUAUUUGCGCGAAUCCGUGAGUAUUCCGCGGAUAUCCUGCCGUCGUCGCCCGUGCCGUCGCCGCCAUCCAGCCUUGGACGCCUCUCCGAGCGUUUCUCCACCCGAGAGCCCGCGUGCCACGCGCCCCACCGAGGAUGAUCAACCUAACAGUCAAGACCUUGGACUCGCAGAAUCACGUCUUCGCCCUGGAAGACGACCAAAUCACGGUACGCGGCUUUAAAGAGCACAUAGCAGAGUCCGUCGCGGUACCGGCCGAUUCGCAGAGGUUGAUUUAUUGCGGACGGGUGCUUCAAGACGAGAAGAAAUUAAAUGAUUAUGAUGUCAAUGGAAAAGUCAUACACCUGGUGCAACGCGCGCCACCCCAGCCGGGCCAGCAUGGGAAUGACGGCGGGCAGAGUCAGGGGCAGAGGCAGGGCUGGCAGAAUUCGCAGAGGCCGCAUUAUCGGGUCACGCGCACCCAGAUGCAUGGAAACGCAAUGUACCUAGGCGCCAUGUCCGUGCCUGCGGAGAUCGUUGAAGGCCAUGGCAUACCGCAGUUGAGCAACAGUCUAUCCGGUAGUAGACUAAAUCAUGCCGGUCGAAUGCUCGAUCGUAUCAACGAGUUGAUCGAUCGGCUGGACGAUCCCAGCGCUCCCCCUCUGCAUCCGCCUCCGGAGCUCAACCAGUCAACGGCGCAGCAGCAACAGCAGCAGCAGCAGCAGCAAUCGCAGGAAUCAGAAAUUGAACACGAGAACAACGACGUUUCCAGAGACGAUGGUGCUAGGCUUGCCGAGGCAGCUGCAGUCGCCAUCACGGCCGCGUUGUCAGCUGCUGGAGCACGCGCAGUUGCAUUGGCCAGAGACGUAGAUACUCGACGAUAUUUCGAAAGCAGUUACAGCAGUGGAAAUGCGAGAGCCUCGAGCGAUGCGAACGAGCAUCAGGGCGACACGCACUCCCAUUCGGAGUCCCAAUCGCAGUCUCAGUCGCAGUCUCAAUCGCAGUCUCAAUCUCAGUCUCAAUCGCAGUCCCGAUCGCAUUCACAAUCGCAGUCACAAUCCCAACAACAGCAACAGCAAACACAAGCGGGUACAGAGAUGGGAGCUACGUCGAGCAAUGCUGGUCAAAACAGACGAGCUCAACAGCAGGAUCUCCCGCGACCUCCGCAAAUGGCAGAAUUGUUGCAAAGAUUGUGCAGCACUCAGGACCGGCUGCGGCCGUACUUGGACCGUUAUUGCAUGCUUACACUUCUCGAUCCUUCGCUACCGCCCGGGCCCGGACCGAAUACCGUGGAGGAGAGUCAGAGAGUAGUGGAUGGAGUCAGUGAGAUUCUCCACCUUAUGUCACAUAGCUGUCACGCGCUCAGCGAUAUUAUUAUUGAUAUGAGUCAACCGCCACCUAGAAACUUGCGAUGCAGGCCAAUAAUAGUACAGCACUCGGCCAUUCUACAGCCUGGUAUACCGAUCCAGGUAGAGGCUCAUAUCAGUUUGAACGGGCGUAGCGCUAACAAUAACAACAGCAACGACGAGGCAACAGAGUCUGGUAAUCAGGCGCAAUCGGACAGCGCGAGAUCGACAAGUUCGUCGCGCGUUAAUACCGAGGAGAGUAAUCAAGAGCGAGAGUCCAGCGACAGUGCGCAGCCGCAGGCAGAACGGUCGCAGCAAGAGCAGGGCCAAUCGCCCUUCGAUACGGUAUUCAAUUUGCCGAACAAUGUUGAGGUGCUGAUGGAAGUUAGUUCCGAGAGCAACAUAGAUGCCGGAUCGAGCAACGAGCAGAGCGCAUCGGGCAAUGAAAACAAUAACAACGCUCGCAGGACAAACGUAUUCCCGUUCGGCACGCCACCGCCGCCGUAUUUCAUGCGUAACUUUAUGCAAGCCGUUGCCGGACACAUGGUGCACGGCGGUAUCACCACCACGACUAUAAGCACGAGGAAUCCACCCGCUACUACUGCAAGCGCGCAACAAAGUGUCUCUUCGUCGAUGGACAGUGGCAGCACGAAUGCUGGUCAAAGCACUCAAGCACGGAGCAAUACCGGUACUCAUCCUACCACGUCCACGCAAACUCGAAGCACAUCGCGACCGCACGUGUUCCAUCAUCACGGACAUCCGAUGGGCCUCGGCAUGAGUAUCGGGCUGGGCCUCGAUUUCGAUCCCUACCUUCCGUGCAACUCGCACCACGUGUACCGCUCCCCGAGCACCGCGUCCAACGCCGCGACCGGCGUGUCGACCUCUUCGCAAACAACGCGCACGGCGUCGACAGUUACGGCGGACGCUCAGAAUCAGACGAGUCAAACCGCAACGACUUCGACCACGACCAGUGCCACUUCCACGAACGCGACGUCGGCGACGAGUGCAGAAACGGCCACCAAUAAUCCCUUCGUGAAUUUAUUGCAGCAGAUAUUGAGCCAGUCGGCGGGCGGUCAGUCGCAGCCCAUCAGCAUCAAUACUAACACUCCAAAUUUGAUGCAAAGUAUCGGGAAUGUGAUGCAGAUGCUUGGUAACAACAUACACGUAGGAUUUUUGAGCGAUAGCUCAAUCGGAAAUACUCCUACAUUGGCCGAUCUGUUCGAGGGUGGAGGUCUGUCUAUGGAUCUCUUCACGUCGCACGAACCCGGCAGAGAGGAGAACUUCCUCGUUGACCUCUUCGUAUUGCUGGCACAAUCUAUGUCUCUGGACGGAUUGAUUAGAGUACGUCUCGGUCAAUGGGGGCCCAUCGCUCGUCUUCGAAGACCGUUGCAAGAGUUCCUGCAAUACACAUUCUCGAGCGCCUCGUCACCGGAUGCCCUUCAGGAGCAAGCGACCGAGCGUUUAGUUUCUCAACUACGACCUCACAUUCAGAAUCUUCUGGCGUCCGAGGAGGACACCAACGGCAGGAGUGGGUCUCGCGUCGACAUUUGCGCGACCAUCGAAUCGUUGAUUUCCCGCCACGCAAGAGAUAUAGUUAGAAUUUUAUUCGACACCGGAAUCGACGACGCGAGGUUCGGACAGGACAUACUGAACAUCCUAAUUAAUAUGUGUGGCCAAAUCUGUACAGUACUUCGGUACUCGCUACGCGGCGGCCAAGCUGGUUUGGAGGCGAUCGCCACGCGUUUUAUGCGUGACUUGCUGGACGGUGGCAAUCCCGCUCUUCUUCAGUGGGUACUGAAUGGAUUUAUCACCCAUCUUCGUACUUACUUUUUGUGCGUACCACAACCCCCGGAUUCGGAGAUCAUACCGCUUUUGGUGUACAGGGACGCCUCGUCCCAAUCGUCGUCGGUGUCCUCGGCUCCGACCCGCCAGUCCACACAAGCGCAACCGGAGGAUGAGCCGAUGGAAACCGAGACUCUAGAACAGCAACAACCACAGCAACAGCAACAACAACCAGCACGCGAAAGUUCGAUACCUGAGGAUCGAGAAGAAAUCCCGGAAACAUUCCCUGGCCACGAAGCUUUACCUUCGGAUUGGGUGCCAAUUAUCGCUCGCGACGGUGUGAGACAACGCAGGCAGUUGCAGAUGCAGGGCGUAACGCCGAACAGCGGCGUGACGACGUUCAGCGACGCCUACCUGGGCGGUCUACCGAGCAAACGUCGCAAGCUGAUCGAACAGCAGAAACCGCGGUUACUAGUUAGCCCUACGCCGAAUCAUCACUCGACGAUAGCAGCGUCGAUGGAACGGCUGGUCAGGGAGGGAGUCGGUCGUGCCGGUGUCGAGGAGGUCGAGGGCGCCGCCGUGGCUGUCGCGGCGGAUCCCGCUGUGCGUCGCGCGUUCGGCCAGGCGAUCAGGGACUGCUUAAAUCCGUGCCGGUACGGCACGCCGGACUUUCCGGACCCGCUGCGCUUCCCGAACGCGACCAAAUAUUUCGCGGAUCAGGAGCGCCCGCCGAAAUAAUAGCCAGCGGCAGGCACGUAACAUCUGAUUUGUGCUAACAGCUUAAAAGAAAUACGUUAGGUAGAAUUGAGGAAUAGAAGAAGACUAUUGUCCUGAGAAUCGAUGCACAAGUAGCCAUUCGGUCUCACGUGGACAAUUCCGUAAUGAAAAGGAAAUAUAUUUUUUUCUUUUUCUCUUAAUUGAGAGGGAAAGAACAAAUAUAGGGUAUAAUUAAAAUAAGAUAGUAAAUUUAUGGAAAGGGGGGAGGGGAGGCGAAUCCCACAUCAAAAUACACAUGAAAAAAAGUUUGUAUGAACAUACGUCCGUACCGUUACUGAAAUUCAGCUGAAAAUAUUAAUGGAAAGUAAAAAAGUGAUGUUUAUUAUAUUUAGUAUUAUUUAUUUUCAGUUUCUGAACAAUUAUUGUAAUUAAAAAUAAAAAAAUUAAUAAUGUUAAAUAAUGUUAAAUAUUACUUUUUCAUUUUCCAUUAAUAAACAUUGCAUCUCCGGCUAUUAGCUGUACCUCAAUAGUAAUGGUGGACUUGCGGGCAUAUAUUCACACAAACUUUUUCUCAUUGUGUUUUGUGUGGAAAGCUCGCCCCGAAGUCCGUUAUUUUAAUUAUACCCUAUAUUUCUGUAUAUUUCUAACUGGCUGAUCGGCACGGUGCAGAUGUAUCUACAUGUUAUCCAUAUGCUCAUAUCAAUAUCUGCUUCAAAUAGAAUCACACUUUGACAGAACUAUUCUUCGGAUUAAGUUCACAACUUUAAGUGAGACAUUUAGGAUCUCCCUUAAAUCGAAUUUUUCAUCGAGUGUCAAGUUUUGCGAAAAUUGACAGUUUUUUAAAAGAAAAUUAAAUUACGAGUUUUGCGAAAAACUCCAAUUUCCUCUGAAGGGACACGAAUAUACCCUGUAUAUAUACAUAUGCAUGUAAAAAUUGUUAACUGCGCACCCAUUUAUGAUUUUUACACAUACGCACUUGCUGUGAUUGUCUUCUUCGUUUGCGUAAAAUAUUUUCCUUCUAGUUUCUCUUUCUCUAUUGAAUAAGCUGUUCCAAAUUGUAGUGACUUUGGGACAAUCGUAGGAAAAGUAUAGAUCGAAUUUUGGUACGUCUUUCCUUUCGUGGUUAGGUUAGGUCACAACACGCGUACGAUAAAUAUUACAUUUUGUAAGCGGUGGCGUUGUAAGUUUUGGAGAAAGUUUUAUCGCGUCUCAUGCAGAUAACAUUAAUUGAUUUCUUUCAAGAUUCGAUCACUCGAGGACGUUUUCGGGGUCUUUUUACGACGCAUAUUCUAUGUGCGAGUCACACACGACGAGAACAACAGGUAAAUUGAUCGCAUACGAUUUAUGAUUAUGAUAACGUGCUAUAUGUGAAGUAUGUUUAAUCGUUCUAAUAACCAAACAAGAGAGAGAGUUGUGUACGGUGAAAAAAAAGAAAAAAAAACCAAUAAAGUUGUGUAUUCCUUUUC
This is a messenger RNA of Wasmannia auropunctata (little fire ant), 5617 nucleotides long. RefSeq names its product large proline-rich protein bag6-like. The transcript has 20 exons. The record is from RefSeq and is a predicted model, not a curated record. Gene Ontology annotation, cellular component: BAT3 complex. Bases 465 to 4172 code for a protein of 1235 amino acids. Gene Ontology annotation, molecular function: misfolded protein binding; polyubiquitin modification-dependent protein binding. Lineage: Eukaryota; Metazoa; Arthropoda; Insecta; Hymenoptera; Formicidae.